AGAAUAUAGCCAACAUAGCAUAUAUAGCCAAACUAAGAUAUAUAAAAAAGAAAAAGAAAAAGAAAUUCAUCAAUGGCUAGUACAUGUUGCAUGCCAGUGAUUGAUAUGCAAGAGUUUCCAGGAGAAUCUGAGAAACUAAUAGCUGCAUGUGAGGAGUGGGGAUGUUUCAGGAUCAUCAACCACGGUAUUCCUGUCACUUUGCUCUCUGAGAUGCAGUCCAUUUCACGAUCUCUCCUCGACCUCCCGGCGGAAACCAAACGUCGGUACGAUGAGGCCGUGGACGGCAAGGGGUACAGUCCACCUCAAGAGUCCAAUCCUCUUAUUGAGGGAUUGGAUGUUUAUGACAUGGCCUCCCCAGGGGCUGUCCAUGCCUUUUGCUCUCACCUUCAUGUUUCUCCUCACCAAAGGGAGACGAUAAUGAGGUACACUGAAUCGAUACAUGAGCUGGCCAUGACAAUAGGAAGAAGAUUGGGAGAGAGUAUGGGGUUUUCAUGCAGUGAUUUGUUCAAGGGAUGGUCAUGCAGAUUUAGGUUAAACAAAUACAAUUUCAGUCCUCAAACUGUAGGAUUAACUGGAGCUCCAAUGCACUCAGACCCUGGAUUUCUUACAGUAGUACAUGAUGAUGAAAUAGUUAAUGGUCUGGAAGCUGUAGACAAGAAGUCUGGUGUACUUUUCCCCGUCGAUCCAAUGCCAGGAACCCUCCUUGUCAAUGUCGGAGACCUUGGCAUGGUUAGUAAAAUGGCCACCCAAUUUUCGGCUGUUUGGAUUACAAGAAAAUGUUUCUCUUUAUGUGGGGUGGAACCAUAGCUCCCUAUAUAUGCAA
Molecule: messenger RNA, 823 nt
Organism: Cornus florida
Lineage: Eukaryota; Viridiplantae; Streptophyta; Magnoliopsida; Cornales; Cornaceae
Product: 2-oxoglutarate-dependent dioxygenase DAO-like
Exons: 2
Coding region: 73-807 (244 amino acids)
Biological process (GO): auxin catabolic process
Molecular function (GO): indole-3-acetaldehyde oxidase activity; dioxygenase activity
Source: RefSeq, a predicted model, not a curated record